GCAACGAUUUCAUUCCUGAGUUAUCUGAAACCAUCACGCUUCCACUGCCUCCACCUGCCCUAGGCUCUGUAAAAGACCUAGUGUUUGCCAUUUUAACCCAGACCAACACUGCCAACUUUCCAUUCUUCCACACCCGCAACAGCACAGACCAAUACACCAUGGGAAAUGAAACCCCAGACUUCACCGACUGGCCACUGACAACAGAGUUUGACUAUGGCGAUUCAACACCAUGCAUGGGAACUGAGGAAAAGCACUUUGCAGCAAAGUUUCUGCCACCUCUUUAUUCUCUAGUGGUGAUAUUUGGCCUGACAGGCAACAUGCUUGUUGUCCUUAUCCUGGUAAAAUACAAGAGGCUGAAGAGUAUGACUGACAUCUACCUGCUCAACUUGGCCAUUUCUGAUCUGCUGUUUGUAUUUUCUCUCCCGUUUUGGGCUUAUUAUGCAGGUCAUGACUGGAUUUUCAGGGAGGCGCUCUGUCGAAUUCUGUCAGGUGUCUACCUCCUUGGCUUCUACAGUGGCAUCUUUUUCAUAAUCCUGUUGACCCUGGACAGGUACCUGGCCAUAGUGCACGCCGUGUUUGCUUUGAAAGCCAGGACAGUUACCUACGGCAUCCUCGCCAGCGUUGUCACUUGGGCUGUUGCUGUUCUAAUUUCUGUCCCAGGGGUAGUAUUUCACAAAACUCAGAAGGAAAGUUCAGGCUAUACUUGCAGUGCUCAUUAUCCAAGUGAUUCCACAAUAAAUUGGAAGUACUCUUUUAUUUUAAAGAUGAACAUCCUGGGACUUCUUAUUCCAAUGCUCAUUAUGAUUUUCAGUUACUCACAAAUUCUAAAAACACUAUUGAGAUCUAAGAAUGAGAAAAAACAGAAGGCAGUCAGACUUAUUUUUGUAAUCAUGAUUUUUUACUUCAUCUUCUGGACACCAUUCCAUAUUUCUUCUUUUUUGCAUGCAUUUCAAAAUUCACUUUUCAUCCCAAAUUGUGAACUUAAAAGUCAACUGGAGAAAGCAAUCCAAGUGACAGAAACGAUAUCAAUGAUCCACUGUUGCAUCAAUCCUGUGAUCUAUGUAUUUGUUGGAGAAAAAUUUAGGGCAUAUCUUUAUACCUUUUUCCGAAAGCAGGUCGCACCUCACCUUUGCAAAAAAUGCCCAAGUCUUUAUCGUGAAAAAUUGGAAAGAGUCAGUUCAACAUUCACACAAUCCACUGCAGAGCACGACAUCUCUACCGGACUGUAAAAAUACAUCAGAACAUUAGUUAGCAAAUCUUGCAUCACUUACUUUGCCUUAAGGAGUGCCUGCCAUUAUUAAAGAUCUUUAUGUCGACCACUACUUAAAACUGUAUGAUCCCUAUUCUUGUGGUCAACUGCUCCCUGGGAUUACAGCAUUUUCUAUUGCUAAACUAAGAGAAUCAAUGAGUUCUCCAGGAAAGAUUAACUGCAUAGCUGGGUCACAUCAAGAAUUAAAUGGGGCUCCGACAAAUAUGAUCAUGCUUUUUUCUAUCCAAUAAGAUUUACUGAGGGAGGAAUAUGAUAUUGAAAAGUCUAAGGGGCAAAAGGUCAUCUCACAAGAUCUUACUGGGACCAUUUAACCCAAGAAUUUGUCUGUUUAGCCUA
Messenger RNA from Hirundo rustica (Barn swallow), 1606 nucleotides. RefSeq names its product C-C chemokine receptor type 1-like. Lineage: Eukaryota; Metazoa; Chordata; Aves; Passeriformes; Hirundinidae. The coding region runs from base 159 to 1229 and encodes 356 amino acids. Gene Ontology annotation, cellular component: membrane; cytoplasm. Gene Ontology annotation, molecular function: C-C chemokine receptor activity. The transcript has 2 exons. Gene Ontology annotation, biological process: immune response; chemotaxis; G protein-coupled receptor signaling pathway. The record is from RefSeq and is a predicted model, not a curated record.